CGGUCCCCUACGUGGCCCGGACUUCCGCGCGCCGGCGCGGGGGACAAGGGGCCUGGGGACCAUGGCGGGCCCGGACGCCGGCCCGGCCAUACCCGUGUGGCUGGCCGAGGACGACCUGGGCUGCAUUAUCUGUCACGAGCUGCUGGCCUGGCCGACCACGCUGCCCUGCGGCCACAGCUUCUGCCGUGACUGUCUGGUGGGCCUGUGGGAGGCGGGGCGCCGCCGGUCCUGCCCCACCUGCCGCGAGGGCGGCGCGCAGCCGCUGCAGCUGCGGAAGAACACGAUGCUGCAGGACUUGGCGGACAAAUACAGCCGGGCGGCACACGAGCUGAAGGACAGGGCCCCAGUGCCCGGCCCGGCCCCGCGCCCUGCGCCCGGGCCCCGGUGCCACACCGCGCAGCUGCGGGUGGCGGCGCAGAAGAGCAUCACAGAAGUUGGCCGGGAGCUGGCAGAGCUGGUGGACCAGCUUGUAGAUACUGUCAGGAGCCUUCAGAGCCAGAGCUGCCUCCCAGAAUCCGAACCAGACAAGGACCUGAGGACCCUGGCUUCGGCCUUGUCCGAUGGCGUAGACCUUUCCUUGGCGUCUCCAAAACUGGUGACUUCCAACACACCUGAGGCAAAAAUGAGAGACAUUCUCCAUGACCUUAAAAAGAUCCAGGGAAAGUUACAAGAAAAUUUCACCUGGAAAGGGGCCCUCGAAGAACAAAAGCAGGUUGACAUCACAGAAGCUCUGUCUUCCUCCUCAAGCCUACUCCCUGACCAGAGCCACCUUGUACCCAAGAGGGCCUCCUCGUUUGCUCAAUGGGCCAUCAGUCCAACCUUUGACCUAGGGAGCCUCUCCUGUAGCCUGGAGGUGUCCGAGGAUCACCGGACGGUGACCGUAUCUCACUACCCACAGUCCUAUCCCUGGAGUCCCGAGAGGUUUGCCUCCUGCCAGGUUUUGGGUUCCCAGGGCUUCUCUUCUGGGCAGCGGUACUGGGAAGUGGACACCCAGCGUUGUAGCCACUGGGCAGUUGGGGUGGCUUCCCGGGGGAUGAGGCGUGACCAGAUCCUGGGAAGGACCAGCGACUCCUGGUGCGUGGAGUGGAACGGGGCUAGCCAGCUCUCUGCGUGGCACGUAGUCAAGCAAACUGUCCUUGGCUCAGACAGACCUGGUGUGGUAGGCAUCUGGCUGGACUUCGAGAAGGAAAAGCUCGCCUUCUAUUCCGUGGCUGAUCAAGAGAAGCUUCUGUACGAGUAUCCAGUCUCUGCCUCCUUUGCUCUGUACCCUGCCUUCUGGCUGUAUGGCUUAUAUCCUGGAAACUCUCUGACUGUAAGGCAGGUAAACCUAUAAACGUUCCUUGGGUGUGAAAACAUGUUGGUUUCCCAGUCUCUCUGGCUUCAGGCAGGCCGGCAACUUGGCUUAAGAAUCCCACUUCAGGGAAUUCCUGUUGUGGCUUAGCAGUUUAAGAACCCAAUUAGUAUCCAUGAGGAUGCAGGUUCCAUCUCUGGCGUCGCUCAGUGGGUUAGGGAUCCGGUGUUGCUGCAAGUGGCGGCAUAGGUCACAGAUACAGCUUGGAUCUGGUGCUGCUGUGGCUGUGGUGUAGGCCUGCAGUUGCACUUCCAGCUCGACCCCCUAGCCUGGGAACUUCCAUAUGCCGCAGGUGUGGCCCUGGGAAAAAAAAAAAAGAUUCCCAUUUCAGAUGUUAAGGAAUUCGAAGUAAGUGCUUAACUCAGCAGGCUUAGGUUGUUCAGAUCCGCACAUUCCAAAGAAAGGAGAGUCUUGACUGGGAGAUAACUUCAAAGCCCUUGGAGGAGUUCCUGUCGUGGCACAGUGGUUAACGAAUCUGACUAGGAACCAUGAGGUUGCCAGUUUGAUCCCUGGCCUUGCUCAGUGGGUUAAGGAUCUGGCAUUGCCGUGAGCUGUGGUGUAGGUUGCAGAUGCGGCUCGGAUCCCACGUUGCUGUGGCUGGUGGCUGCAGCUCCAAUUAGAAUGCAAAAAGACAAAAACCAAAACCAAAACCAAAAAAAAAAAAACAAAGCCCUUGUAAUAUCCUGCCUGAUAAGGUGUCUUUCUUUACCUGAGGGUCUUGGGCCAGGCAGUAUCAGCUUGACCUCUGGAGGGACUGGAAACUAAGGUCAUGAUGUGGGUGGUGGGUCUGCCUAUGUGACCGACCCCCCAGUCAAAGCCAUGGACACAAGUCUUGGCUGGGCCUCCCGGCUGGCAAUAUUCUGUCUGUGUUGUCACACAUUGUGUUGGGAGAAUUAAGCCUUAUUCUCCUGACUCCACUGGGAGAGGAAAUUAGGGGUCUCCUGGCCCCUGCCCUAUGUGCCUUUUUCUAUUCCUGUUUUGUUGUUGUUUUGUCUUUUUAGGGCCAUACCCUCGGCAUAUGGAAGUUCCCAGGCUAGGGGUCGAAUCAGAGCUAUAGAUGCUGGCCUACGCCACAGCCACAGCCAUAGCCACAUCAGAUCUGAGCCUCGUCUGUGACCUACACCACAGCUCAUGGCCACACCGGAUCCUUAACCUUCUUUUUUUUAAAUUUUUUUUAUUUUUUUGUCUUUUUUUUUUGCUAUUUGUUGGGCUGCUCCCGAGGCAUGGAGGUUCCCAGGCUAGGGGUCUAAUCGGAGCUGUAGCCACCGGCCUACGCCAGAGCCACAGCAACUCGGGAUCCGAGCCACGUCUGUGACCUACACCACAGCUCAUGGCAACGCCGGAUCGUUAACCCACUGAGCAAGGGCAGGGACUGAACCCACAACCUCAUGGUUCCUAGUCAGAUUCGUUAACCACUGCGCCACGACGGGAACUCCGGAUCCUUAACCUUCUGAGUGAAGCCGGGGAUUGAACGUGCAUCCUCAUGGAUGCUAGUCAGAUUCAUUUCUGCUGAGCCACGAUGGGAACGCCCGUCCUGGCUUUUAUAGUAAUGGCUUCCUUGCAUCUUUUGUUUUAGCACCUAAAUAUGUGUUCCUAGCUGCAAGCAUUUAGUCUUGCCCAUUAAAAAAACCUGAUACAUCUUUUUCGUAA
Molecule: messenger RNA, 3001 nt
Organism: Sus scrofa (pig)
Lineage: Eukaryota; Metazoa; Chordata; Mammalia; Artiodactyla; Suidae
Gene: RNF135
Product: ring finger protein 135
Biological process (GO): regulation of innate immune response
Cellular component (GO): cytoplasm
Molecular function (GO): ubiquitin-protein transferase activity; protein binding; ribonucleoprotein complex binding
Source: RefSeq, a predicted model, not a curated record